Naegleria fowleri is the source of this 420-nucleotide messenger RNA. RefSeq lists its product as uncharacterized. The transcript has 3 exons. Lineage: Eukaryota; Heterolobosea; Eutetramitea; Acrasida; Naegleriidae. The record is from RefSeq and is a predicted model, not a curated record. The coding region runs from base 1 to 420 and encodes 139 amino acids.
AUGAGAAGCCAAACCAAGAGAAAGAUUGGGAGCGAGAGUGCAUCAUCAUCGACGUCGUCGUCGCUGUUGGAACUCAGUAAGGAAUACUUUCGGAAGGUAUUUUCGGGCGAGUGGUUGAAACCUGAUACUUCUAAAUUGGCUCUCUUAACUCCACAGGAACGAAUUCAACAGAGAGAAUUUCUGAGGAAGAGAAUUAAAUGGAUGAUUUGGGGUUUCAUGGGAAUGGUGGCUUUCGGAGUGCCGUUGUUUAAUAGAUAUUUUGGAUCGAAUGAGAGUAGACAUAAAUACCAAACAAAUACAGUUCUCUACAAGGAAAUGUGUGAGGUUGAACAGUUGAAGCAAGAGGUUGCUGGUUUAAAAAAGAAAUUGAACAAUACCAAGAUACAAGAUGUUGUUGUUGACGAUGAGUACGAAGAGUAA